Messenger RNA from Cyclopterus lumpus (lumpfish), 2636 nucleotides. RefSeq names its product forkhead box J2 (gene foxj2). NCBI's taxonomy places the organism in Eukaryota, Metazoa, Chordata, Actinopteri, Perciformes, Cyclopteridae. Gene Ontology annotation, molecular function: DNA-binding transcription factor activity, RNA polymerase II-specific; RNA polymerase II cis-regulatory region sequence-specific DNA binding. Gene Ontology annotation, biological process: regulation of transcription by RNA polymerase II. The record is from RefSeq and is a predicted model, not a curated record. Bases 349 to 2058 code for a protein of 569 amino acids. Gene Ontology annotation, cellular component: nucleus. The transcript has 10 exons.
GGGAGGGGUGAGUGACGUAAUUCUGGUAAAGUCUGAAAGGGAGGGGAAGGACAGAGGGAGAGAAAAAGGAAGCUCUCCGGUAAGUUUUUUUGUGUUUAUUUUUCCAAAAGAACACAAACUUUCACAAACCAAAGGUGUGCGUGGGGAUCAACAUGCGGACGAGAGACCUGAAGGGAAGAACAGACACCAGUUUGUCAGCAGUUGAGCACAGCUGAUGACAUCAAAUAUGAACCAUUUUUAAGGCCUUGGGCCUCGAGUGGCUAUAUAGAGUUUCCAAAUAGAAGGACGUGUUGAUCCAGUGCUCCCUCUUCGGAUCCCUCAGACCCAGGACAGAGAAAAGGAGAGACGAUGUCCUCUGAACUGGACUCCAGUCUCACCAGUAUUGACUGGCUGCCUCAGCUGGGAAUCAGCAGCCUGCGCUCCGGAAAAGAGAGAGGAGGAGGAGGAGGCGAGAGGGACAAGAAAAAAGACAGAGGGAGAGAGAGAGGAGACUUUCUACCCUCUCUACCGGACCCCUCCUCUUCCAACUACAAAGGGAAACCCCCUCACAGCUAUGCUACUCUCAUCGCCAUGGCAAUAGCAGCUGCAGCUGAAAGGAAGUUGAGUUUGAAUGACAUCUACACCUGGAUCAGUGACAUGUUUCCCUACUACAGCCGUGCUGGCCGCGGAUGGAAAAACUCCAUUCGACAUAAUCUGUCCCUUAAUAAAUGCUUCAGGAAAGUUCCUCGGCCACAAAGUGACCCUGGCAAGGGUUCCUAUUGGACGAUGGAUGGACCUGCAGAGGUGAAUCAAGUGAGGGCACAUAAGCGUCCCUAUCCAGAGGAGGAUCUUGCUCAAACACCGGUGACACGAGCAGAGCGAAGAGCUUCUUCUCAUCCGCCACAACCAGCCUCCCACACAGACCACCAGCAGCUGGGAGCCAUCCAGCAGCAGCAGCAGCCACCCCGCCCCGCCUCCCUCUUUCCUCCCCCAUGCAAGCAACCGUCACCCUACAUGCCAAGCCCCGUGUCCACCCACCCCGUCCAUCAUCAAGCUGCCUCUCCUUCAGCUGGGCUCAACCCUGCUGCCUCCACGUAUUCCAUCAAUUCCUUCCCACCUCGCCAUCCACCCGGAACCACUUUUUCUAUUCCCGCUGCCAACAUGUCUUCUCCAGCGGCUCCCUCCUUCUCUGAUGCCACUCUGUCCUUUCCUCAUUCAGUGUCAGGACCCCCUCUUUUGUCUCCCUCUGUUGCCUCUUUAAACCCCUCCGCUGAUCCUCCGCUGCGUUUCAGCUUCGAUGAGAUGAACUUACCAGACUUGUUUGCGUCUUUCAAAUCUCUCGUCAAGACCAUGCGGGACAGGGGAGGCUCACAGUCGGAUGCUGCUCCGCAGGCGGUUCUGAACAAUGACACUACUCCACUUCACACUCCGACUCUGCUACCAAUGUCUCCUCAACAUGCACCAUCGGCACCACCUGCACCAGCUGCACACCCACCUGAGACGGAGCGCAUUCCACAACACACGGUGCCAGCUGACUGGUUCAUUAACCCAGAUUCUCUGAAGGAGAGCUUCCGCAUUGCCAGCAAUCUAGACUGGGCCAACAUAGACCUCUCUGGUCACCCAGACCUGCUGGAGAGCAUGCGGCAGGCGGAGCUCUGCGAUUGGGCCGUGGACCCGGCGCUCUUCACCUCCCUCUGUGACUCUCUGAAUCGCUUCUUCACUCAUAGAGGCAUGAUCACCUCUGGCAGUAACUCCCCACUAGCCCUCGGUGCACCUCACUCCUUACAGGUCCCACCGUUCACCUCCAAUGCCCCCCCGAUCCUCGCCAGCCUCACUCACCCCUCACCCCUCCCUUACUCUCCCAUAGUUCACCCCGCCAGUGGAGUGCAGCCGCCCCGCAGGGCUCUGCACAUGCAGGGACAGGGUCCUCUGAGACCACAGCUCACACAGCCUGCAAACACAACCGCUGGGAUGCAGCCUCAGUCUAUGACACCUCGACAGCGUCUUCCAUUAAAGAGUCUGCACAGCAACAGUGAGGAGAUCCAGGAUGACUUUGACUGGGAUUCUCUGCUCGGUUAACCCUCAGCGUCUGUGUGGAGAAACGAUUACAACAGAACUUUUCAGAGAAGUGUGGCGGCCUCACUAAACUCUCUGCAGAGGUUGCAUCACUUGGAUCUUCUCGGAGAGCAAGUGUGGGACUAAGUUUGUCACAAAUGACUAAACGCUGUAUUACAAGGUCAAAAAAAAGUUGUAAAAUGUUUCACCUUUAUUCAAAUUCAUAUGCUGUAAUAUAACCUUUAGCUUUGCUUCUGCAGGUAGUUGGCAGGGUGUUUUUUUCAUGUUGGAUUUUAGAUUUAUAAACAUGUUCACAAAAGAAAAUAAAGUGUAACAUUAUUUGUUGUUCUCUGCAGAACAAAAGACAUGUGUAUGUGAUUUAGACAUUAACUAGAGCAAGCAUGAAACAAGCCAAACGCACACCCUGUGUUUUUGUUUUAUUUCAUAAAUUCCUUUUGAUUUUUUUCCAUUUUACUUUUCAAAUGUGAAUGUUCACAAUCAUCACCACACAAAAUUCAACCUUACCCGAUAAAAGAGAUAUUUUUCUUGUUGAUAUAAAAUAACAAUAAAUUCAUCAAACUAAAUUAAAAGAACAGCAUGGA